AUGUGCUUCAGAGGUGCAGAUCUGAUGUCUGUGAUCAGAAUGAAGGGUGCAGCUCUCAGCAUCAGUGUUUCUGUGGUGACAGUUUUCAUGUGCUCCUUGUGUCAUCACACACAAAACCAACAAGAGAUCCGGUCUUCAGCUGAUCUUCAGCCCAGUGGGUCUGUCGGGGGCUCGUGGGGUCCGUGGCAGGAGUGUUCACGCUCAUGUGGCGGUGGUCUUCAGAAACAGAGCCGAGUUUGUCUUCAGUCUUCAGGAAACCCGAAAUCGAACAGCGGCGGCAUCAGUCCGGGCAGGAAUCCAUACGUAACCUCUGUACAGACGUCUGACCUCAGACACACACGACCUCAUGAACACAGAACACAUCACAGUGACGAUCGCUCAAACACCCGUCAGCCAUCAGCCUCCAUCACAAACACCACCUGCCCUGGAGGAUCUCACCGACUCAAGAUCUGUAACAUCAUGUCUCAGGCCUGUCCGUCACGGAGCAGACCAAUCAGAGAGCUGCAAUGUUCAGUGUUAAACGCACGGUCCUUCAUGGGUCGACUGUAUGAAUGGGAGCCGUUCAGCGACGGUGAUGGUGAACACGGCUGUCAGCUUCACUGUCGUGCCGUCGGUUUCCGCUUUUACGUCCGUCAGUCUGAUGAUGUCAUCGAUGGAUCUUCAUGCGGUCAGAACCGCUCAUCUGUUUGUGUGGCGGGACGGUGUGAGAGAGUGGGCUGUGAUGAUGUGGUGGGUUCACAGAAGAUUGGGGACAGAUGUGGUGUUUGUGGGGGUGAUGGCGGAAGCUGUCAGCUGAUCUCAGGUCUGUUCCAGCACUCUCUCUCUAAAGUGGGCUAUCACAAGAUCAUCGACAUCCCACCAGGGGCCAGAAACAUCAACAUUACAGAGAUGAUGAAGAGCAGAAACUAUCUGGCUCUGCGCAGUCACUCUGGUCGAUCCAUUAUAAAUGGUAACUGGGCCAUUGACCGUCCAGGAGUGUUUGAGGGAGUGGGAACCAUGUUCACAUACAUGCGACCCAAUGAGAUCAGCAGCACGGCGGGAGAAUCAUUCCUGGCCGAAGGGCCGACCAAUGACAUCCUGCAGGUUUACAUGAUCUAUCAGCAGCCCAAUCCAGGAGUUCAUUAUGAGUUCCUCCUGCCAUCAGAAGAGCCUCCACUGAUGAAUGUCAUGAACGGACCGACGCCUUCUGAUCCCAACGGCCGGCAGAAUCCCACAGAGGAGCGUGAGAGGUCAGGUGUGCUCCAGAGUCCCUCAUCCGUCCUGAAUCAUGUCUUACCUGCUGCUCCACACACACACAGAGGAUAUAACUGGAAACUGACGGGCAGCAGCGACUGCAGCGCCUCCUGUGGCAGAGGUGUCAGGUACGGCGUGUUCAGCUGCGUCCAUCGCAUUACUCGCGUCCAGGUACAGAGUGAGCUGUGUGACCGCAGUACCAAACCCAACCACCAGGAGGAGCCGUGUAACAUUCGGCCCUGUCCCACAUUUUGGGACAUGGGCGAGUGGUCUGAGUGCAGUAGGACGUGUGGUCCGGGGUCACAACAUCGUCAGGUUCUGUGUCGUCAGCUUUACUCCAACAGAACUUUAACUGUACACGCCGGUGGAUGUCAUCAUCUGGAGCGACCGGAGACCAGCAGCACCUGUCAGCUGAAGAUCUGCAGCGAGUGGCACAUCCGCUCUGACUGGAGUCCUUGCUCUGUGCCGUGUGGUGUAGGUCAAAGGUCACGUCAGGUUGAGUGUGUUAGUGAUGUUGGUGAUGUGGUGGCAGAUGAGGACUGCAACAUGAAGCUCCGGCCCAGUGAUGUGGAGAACUGUGACGCCGGGCCGUCUACGAGGAGCUGGUUCUUCAGUGACUGGAGCUCUCAGUGUUCUGCCGAGUGUGGUGCGGGUGUGCAGACACGCAGCGUUGUGUGUUUCACCAAUCACAUCAGUGAUCUCCCGCUGGAGGGCUGUGGGUCCGAGCGCCCCCCAGAGGUCAAACCCUGUGACCACGGCCCGUGUGACAGCCGCACUGAGUGGUUUACUGGACCCUGGAGUCAGUGCUCAGCUGCGUGUGGCUCAGGCAGUCAGCAGAGGGCAGUCGUGUGUCUGAUGACGUCACAUGAGGGAUUUACAGUCAUGCCUCCGUUUGAGUGUUCAUCUGUAGACAAACCCCUCAGUCAACAGAGCUGCAUCAUCAGAACCUGCGCAGACACCUGGUACCACACAGACUGGAGCCCUUGCUCAAAGUCAUGUGAUGGUGGUUAUCGUGUGCGAGAGGUUCGCUGUGUCUCUGAUCACAUGAUCAUCAGUGACAGAUGUGAUGAAGAAUCAAAGCCACAUGACAGAGAGAUGUGUAACCCCGAGCCCUGCCUUCCUCUCAUUGAUGAGAAGUGCAGAGACAAAUAUUUAAAGUGUAAUGUGGUGGUGCAGGCGCGUCUCUGUGUGUAUGAUUAUUAUCAGACGGUGUGUUGUGCGUCCUGCACACGUGUGACACACAAGAAGUCUGGACACUGGAGACACAGAUAGUCAUCAUCACUGUGAGACGUUCAUGAGAUCUGAGCAUCAUCACUGCUCAUGUGUGGAUGCUGCAGAGGACACAGAUCUGAAGAAGAUGUGCAGAAGGACCCUCACUGAUCUCCAGUCAGUUCAUGUGACACACUG
This is a messenger RNA of Triplophysa dalaica, 2640 nucleotides long. Its product is annotated as thrombospondin type-1 domain-containing protein 4-like. The transcript is spliced from 18 exons. Gene Ontology annotation, cellular component: extracellular matrix. The record is from RefSeq and is a predicted model, not a curated record. Gene Ontology annotation, biological process: extracellular matrix organization. Bases 1 to 2505 code for a protein of 834 amino acids. Lineage: Eukaryota; Metazoa; Chordata; Actinopteri; Cypriniformes; Nemacheilidae. Gene Ontology annotation, molecular function: metalloendopeptidase activity.